This is a messenger RNA of Dovyalis caffra, 312 nucleotides long. Lineage: Eukaryota; Viridiplantae; Streptophyta; Magnoliopsida; Malpighiales; Salicaceae. The record is from the annotation of a GenBank genome assembly.
AUGGCUCAGCAGAAGGUGGUGUUAAAGGUCCUGACGAUGACUGAUGAUAAAACAAAGCAGAAAGCAAUAGAAGCUGCUGCUGAUAUUUAUGGAGUUGAUUCCAUAGCAGCAGAUCUAAAAGAUCAGAAGCUAACAGUGAUAGGUCAGAUGGAUGCAGUGGCAGUGUUGAAAAAGCUGAAGAAAGUAGGGAAAGUGGACAUAGUUUCAGUUGGACCUGCAAAAGAAGAGAAGAAAGAACCAAAGAAAGAAGAAAAAAAGAGGAAAACAAAGAAGGAAAGAAGGAAGCAAAUAAAGAGGAGAAAAAGUAAUUAA